ACAAAAUGGAGCAAAACAAAACACCGGCGGCACCAACGACGCACUUGAAGAGCACUAGAAGCUCAGCAGAUGAUUUUGCUACACCUAAGCCGCAGUCCUCAGACUCCAGGCAGGAGCAUAAUCCAUUUGAGGCGACAAUAAAGGAAAGGCGGGAAAAGGAUAGACUUGAACAGAAUAGAGAACUUGAGUUAUCUCGUACUACUACUACAACUUCUGUCACAUCUGGUACGAGUACACCAUCAGCGAAUUCGAGAACGCCAUUCAGACAACAAUCAUCAAAGGAUACAUUGGGCAGCAAAGGUUUGUUAACUGUCAAGGUUAUGGAAGCCAGACGAUUGGCUGUCGUUGAUAGCACCAAGGCACACUCAUAUGUUGUCGUCACAUUCGAGAACAACGAAUUCGUUAGUAGAGAACCCAUAGGAGCAUCUGAAGGCGUAGCAAGAGGUUUCCCAAAGAAAUUAGAGUCUAGCUUAAGAAGAACUCCAUCCAGUGGGGCUCGUACUCCAACUACACCGGAUCCAACGAAUAGAACAAACAGGGCAAGUCCACCAAUCACAGGUCUUUUAGGCCAGAACGGUGAUUCUCCUGUAUGGAAACAUCAAGUUACUUUCGAUGUAUCACGGGAGGAUUCUCCGUUAGAAAUUGCGGUAUAUGAUAGAGAUCACUCCACAGCAGCAGUAGCUGAAGCUCUUAGUCCAAACAAGCAAACAACAGAUGAAAGUCUCGCAAACCUUACAAUUGAUCCUCAACCAGGUGAGGAGGAUAGCGCCGUACAUUACAUAGGAUAUGAAGGUGAAAAAUAUGUCGGCAGCAAAGAAAUACGCCCACAUCUCAGCCCAGGUGCUGAAAUUGACCACUGGUAUGAACUCAGUAGACUUGGUGAAGAUGGUCGUGAAAUCGUCACAGGUGAAAUUCGUUUACAAAUUCUUUACGAACGUUUCGCUAAUAAACAUGCAUUAAAUCCAAAAGACUUCGAAUUUUUGAGGUUAAUCGGCAGAGGUACCUUUGGUAGAGUAUUUCAAGUUCGUAAGAAGGACACUAAGCGUAUUUAUGCUAUGAAAGUAUUAUCAAAGAAAGAAAUUAUCGCAAAGAAAGAAGUCGCACACACAAUCGGUGAACGUAAAAUUCUACAAGUUUCACUGGAAUGUCCAUUUUUAGUUGGAUUGAAAUUCAGUUUCCAAACUGAGAAAGAACUCUACUUUGUUACAGAUUAUAAGUCUGGUGGUGAAUUAUUCUGGCAUUUACAAAGAGAAGGAAGAUUUACUGAAGAGAGAGCAAGAUUUUACAUUGCAGAACUCGUACUAGCACUCGAGCAUCUUCACAAAUACGACAUUGUUUAUCGUGAUCUCAAACCUGAAAAUAUCUUACUUGAUGCAACUGGACACGUUGCAUUAUGCGAUUUUGGAUUAUCAAAACCUGAUCUACCAGCAGAUCAACUUACUUCAACAUUCUGUGGUACAACUGAGUACCUUGCGCCAGAGGUGCUAUUGAAUGAUGAUGGUUACUCAAUGUUAGUAGAUUUCUGGUCACUUGGUGUAUUAUUAUUUGAAAUGUGCUGCGGUUGGUCACCUUUCUAUGCUGAAGAUACUCAACAAAUGUACAAAAAUAUUUGUUUCGGUAAAAUUAGAUUCCCAAAGGGAGUUAUUGGAGAUGAUGGAAAGCAAUUCGUGAAGGGACUCUUGAAUAGAAAUCCAGAGCAUAGACUUGGUAGCAAGAGGGAUGCUGCCGAAUUAAAGGAAGAUCCAUUCUUCAAAUCAAUUGACUGGAAUGCCCUCGCUAAUAGACAAGUUACACCGCCUUUCAAACCACUAGUUGAAAGUGAUGAAAGUGUGGCAAACUUUGACACCGAAUUUACUGGUGCUGAUAUCAGAGAACAUGGUGUUCCUUGGGAUGAUGAUGUUGCAUCACCUGACAGAGUUGAUAAAAAUGGUAACGACCAAGAUUUGAAGCCAGCUCUAGGAUCUGGUCAUGUCACACCAUCAGGUGAACACAAGGAAAGAAGUGAAAGCCAAAAGGAACCACGUAAAUCAUUUGAUAAACACCAAGAAAGGCCGCAUGUUUCAUUUGAUAGACCACAAUCUAAUGAACAAUCUAUACCUAAGGAAAACAAUAACCGCAAUCAUGACACCUUUAGAGGAUUCACUUAUACAGGCGAAAGAGAAGGUGAAUGGGCAUCUCUUGAGCAACGGAGGAAAGCGAAAAUGGAGAAUGAAUCAGAGGAAUACGCAGUUGGAUCUGAUGAGGAAGGCGCUUAAAUUGAAAAGUUGGUAAUACGCAAAUGGAAUUAUUUCUUGUACUUUCUUAACAAUCACAAAUUAGAAAUUUAACGAUUUAGCAAAAGCA
Messenger RNA from Wallemia mellicola CBS 633.66, 2343 nucleotides. RefSeq names its product kinase-like protein. Lineage: Eukaryota; Fungi; Basidiomycota; Wallemiomycetes; Wallemiales; Wallemiaceae. Bases 6 to 2255 code for a protein of 749 amino acids. Gene Ontology annotation, biological process: protein phosphorylation. The record is from RefSeq and is a predicted model, not a curated record. Gene Ontology annotation, molecular function: protein serine/threonine kinase activity; ATP binding. The transcript has 3 exons.